GUGACGACGAGGUGCCUGCGUGGAUUCGGCAGGCCUGCGACGUCUUCAACCCCGAAAUAAAGUCGCUGGACGAUGUGGUUGGCAAGAACCGCACCUUGCAGGAGAAGAGGGAGUUCGUUGACUACUGGUUCCUGAGGGGCUCAGGCGACGAGCUGAUUCGGCCAGUCACCUCGAAGAACGAAUGGGCUUUCAAGAGGGACGUCGAGAACAAGGGCAGAGGCGACAAGGGCAGCAUUCAGAAGCGGAAGGAAUCGUUUCUGCGGUCUGGGUUGUUGCCCACGGGAGGUGGGCCCUUCCUCUACGAGCACGACGACUCCAUGAGGACAGAGGAGUACCUAGUUGGACACUGGGCUACUUUCUUGGAAGGUUGCGAGUGCGUGUUCCGUGAGAACCCAGACCACGUGCACAUGGUAAAGAUGAGGAAGGAGGGCAUCGCCCAUUCGAGGGUGUAUCUUCGGCGAACUCCAGCGUACGCGAGGAGCUUCAUUGCCGAGCUGGGCAACGCAGAGAGCCUCUACGAGGACGAGCACUUCAAGAUCGCGAACGCUGUCUACCCUGGACGAUGGGGGACAUCCAAGAACUACUACACCAGGUGCGCUGCAUUCCGUAGGGAGUCUCAGAAGAUCGAGGUGACGUCGGGGCCUUACAGGGGCGACUCGUUGUGGAGGGCGAUCGAGAAGGCGUUCAUGGAGUUCGGCGACUUCACCAACAUGGACCCGAAGCUGGUGAAGAAUGUCGUCCUGUCUGCCGAUGCCUUGGUCAAGGUGUUGAAGGACGCCCCCAGGGGGCCAGAGACUAUCGUCGACAUCCUCUUGCUGAUGAUCCCCACCGAGGAUGUGCUCGGCAGGAGCCCCCUCCUCCCGAACGGAGUGGGCCUCCUUGACAUGACCCUGACCGACCAGCACGUUCGCGAGUUGCUCAAGACGAUGGAGAACACAGCAGUUUUCGAGAAGCUGAAGGAGGGCAGCAAGCUGACCAGACAGAAGCAGACUGCGCUGCUCAAGAAGCAGGCCAAGGCCGACAUGACUGAGAAGAAAAAGAAGGAGAGGCAGCAGGCCAAGGGCAAGCUGAACAUCAAGAAGGCCUUCAAGGACAAGAUCGCGCAGAAGAUGCAGGACGCCAAGCGGGGCGCAUCGGGCGCAUCGUCCUCUGCGGUGGCAACCCCCAUCGAGGAUGAGAUCACGACCAAGAGGAAGGGCGACGACGGCGACGUGGACCAGCUGAAGAUCACCGACAAGGACAAGACGAGGCUCGAGUUCAUUUACGAGACCGAGGCGUACCUGACUUGGCUGGACCAGCGCCAGGCCUUCAAGGCCAGGUCCCUGAAGCUCGCCACGCUCAAGGCAUGCUUCACGGGGAGCUGCGCUGUCAUGGUCAAUGGGCUUCCGCGGGUGAUCAAGGGCUGGUUUGCAUUACGACUGCUGUUCCGCAACCACGUGUGCAGGAGUGCCAAGCUCCAGCCACGCCCCAGCGAGGAGGCUUGGAAUGCAUCCUUGUGCGCCGACCUGCAUAAAGAGAUCCAGGACGGCUUCCUCGAGCAAGAUGUGGCCGAGGCGCCUGCCAACCGCGCAGCCACCGUCGAUGAGAUCGUUGGGCUCAUGCGAGCUUCGGAGACCACGGAGAUCGUUGCAGCCAUGAAGACCUUCUUCAAGAGCCACAACACCAGCAUGCCGAUAUCGACGCAGUGCAUCCCAGCUCGCCUGGCCAACGAGGCGCUGAUGAAGCUGAUGGAGUUCUCGAACAGCUCUGCCGACGUGGAGGAGCCCGAGAAGGGGAAGCAGAUCGCAGUGUUUGCUGCUACUAGCGUUGCGGACUCGGUCGUCGCGGAAGUCCCCGUCGAGUGGGACGACGUGAUGAAAAUUUUGGACUCGGCAAAGCAGCACGGGCUCAUCGAGAAGUUGCCCCGCGACGUCACGGACUCGAUCGCAGAGAUCGUCGAUAUGAACACGAACUUCUUGAGGGCCAUUCGGUCGCAGAUCUUCUUCCACAUCCUCAAGAGCAUCGGUGCCAUGACCUACGUCUCUGUAUCGCCUCCUGCUACUCAGAAGGCUGCGAAGUCUGUGAGGUUUCCCUAUCUGCCGAUGCACUGCCAGAGGGUGGUCCACGAGCUGUUUGACUCCUACAACAUCGCUAGCGUCGGUAAGGACACGCUCGCGGAGAAGCCUGCCUUCCUCUCCCAGCUUGUUACUGGCAUGUCUCCAGAAGGUGACGUCAUUGGUUUGUCUUUCGUUGAGGCAGCGGGCAAAUGGAUGUCGGAGCUUGUCGACGUGGAUAUGUUUAUUUGCGCCAAUGGAGGGCAGCAUUUCUUGGAGAAGAAGACAACAUUCCUCGAGAAGAUAAAGAAGGCCUCAGCCGAAUCGAUGAAGCGCCAGCUGGCGAGCGAGGGAAUCAAGAUCAAGACGACCAUCACCCGACAGAUCGAGCUCUUCCAGUCCAAUCGCGAUGCCGUUGUGGAGGAGAUCGUUGCCGCGUACGACCAGCUUCACCAGACCGAGGCAGAGGCGGCCCUCCUCUACGCGAAGACGUCGGAGAUCGCGAUCCAGCGACUUUCGGAGAAGCAUGGGGGGUCGCCUCCAGUCAGGGCCCCAGAGACAGCCGAGAGUAAGAAGGACGGCGACGCCGUCGCGGUGAUCGAGGUGAAGAACCCAGUGCUGAUCCCAAUUGGCAACUGGUGGAGUGCCCUUCUGAUGCAGGAGGGGGCCGAGCAGCACGUGAUCCUCAAGGGCAUCGUGGCGUCGGCGCAGACGAAGAUCUCGGAGGUGAUGAUGCACCACGUGGCGGCCUACGGCACCAACCAAGAGGUCAACGGCCUCUGCGUCAAGCACGCGGAUCCUCGCGAGGCGAGUACGCCGAACAAGAAGAUCAAGCUCGAGGUGCACCGCGUGGAGUUGGCCAACAAGAGCGACAGGAAGGACGUCAACCUCCCCUUCUGGGGCAAGGUGGUCUGCGAGGGCGAAGCCGUGGCGAUCAACAAGGCCAUGUGCUUGCCGCUCGGCGACAACAACGGAGCUGGCCCGAAGCUGUACAUCGAGGGCCUGGCCAACAACCUUCGGCGGAGCGACGGGUGCCUGGCUUGGGCGAUCGCGCCGUUGCCUGUCAAGAAGGGUGGCGCGAAGGAGGCCGACGAGGGCAGCGCCAAGAAGAAAGCAGCGACGGCGACAGCCAAGACGGAAGCAGCAGUGGCCACACACAUCAUCGACUACAUGGACCUGCAGUGGACGAUGGCCGACCAGACGUACACGUACACGCUGCCCUACCUGAAGGACAACCCCGACCACGCGGAGUUCUUCGGGAAGUGCCACAGGGCCACUUCGCCGUGGGACUUGGGCGAGGUGGUGAAGAGGGAGUGCUCGUCGAAGGAGUUGAGGACCUUCCUGACGAGCUAA
Prorocentrum cordatum is the source of this 3386-nucleotide messenger RNA. NCBI's taxonomy places the organism in Eukaryota, Dinophyceae, Prorocentrales, Prorocentraceae. The record is from the annotation of a GenBank genome assembly.